Messenger RNA from Apis mellifera (honey bee), 9063 nucleotides. RefSeq lists its product as uncharacterized. Lineage: Eukaryota; Metazoa; Arthropoda; Insecta; Hymenoptera; Apidae. The transcript has 3 exons. Gene Ontology annotation, biological process: positive regulation of gene expression; positive regulation of cell population proliferation; positive regulation of protein phosphorylation. Gene Ontology annotation, cellular component: cytoplasm; uniplex complex. Gene Ontology annotation, molecular function: growth factor activity; calcium ion binding; fibroblast growth factor receptor binding. Bases 2891 to 5680 code for a protein of 929 amino acids. The record is from RefSeq and is a predicted model, not a curated record.
AAAGAGGGAAAGGAGGAAGGAAGGUGGGACAGGUAGAGAGAGAGAGGAGAGGGGGGGAGCAGCGCGAAAGAGGAGAGGGAGAAGAAGAGGCGCGUGGUGGUCGUGGUGGGUGCUCGGUAGUGGACGGACGAGAGCGAGCGAGCAUCCAGAUCUGUCGCGUGCUGCGUCGCUCUGGGAUGGGACGGAAUCGGGACGACACGACCACGACCACGACGAUCGCAACCACGACGAUCGCAACAGCGACGACAAUAACGACGACGAGGAGGUCGACGACGACGACGACGACGACGACGACGGCGACGAGGACGGGACGAGACGAGACGAAACGGGACGAAACGGGACGACGACGACGACGGAUACCACUACACGCACUCCGGGAUGGGAUGGAUGUUGCGGCCCCGUGUGAGUAGCAGCGAGUCGAGUCGAUCCCUGGUGCGCGCUGGUAUUGGUUUCACUCUCGGCUGCUGCCGGCCCGUGUGCUGGUGUGUCGAUCUCUCUACGAGAGCGAACCGAGGAGCGUGGCCGAACCGAGCCGGAGAAGAGAACCGCGGCACUCGUUCAGUAGUUUCUCGGACGCCGCACCGGCACCAUCCGACCUACCAGAUAACCCCGUCGACUUACCGCCGACUACCCCCGACCGAUCGACCGACCACGCAACAUCGCACACCUUCCCACCACCACCUUCGAUAAUAUAUAAUACAUAUAUAUAUGUGUAUGUAUAUAUUUUAUAUAUACGUGUAUAUAUAUAUAUAUAGAGAGAGAGAAUAAUUUCGAUCCGAUUUUCGGCCUCUCGACGCGUCUCGAAGUGGAGGAGGAGGAGAAAUAUCGUCGGUUGUGGAAGAUCGUAUCGGCCACGAGGGGGAUUGGAAAAAGUAAUCGCGAUACGGCGACGGUCGCGUGACGACGACGACAACGACGACGACGACUCUCCACCUUGGCCUUUUUUUUUUUUUUUCCCCUCUCCUGCCGAUAUUUAACGCGUGCCUAUGUACACAUAAAUACGUACACGCGCGUAUACGCAUGUACAUACGUAUACACAUAUACGUAAUAGCGGUGUGGUGUGAUUUUUUUCCUUCCCCCCUUCGAAGCUCCAGAAGAGUGUGACACGCGCGCACCUCGUUUUCUUUUUUUCCCUUUCCUUUUCUUUUCUCUCUCUGUCUCGUCGUCGUGUCGCGCUCGUUCGAUUGUUUAUCAGCAGGCCCGGCCCCCGGUGUGGUGUGCAGCGCGCGGCGGAGGGAAGGAUCUCGCGGUGAAUAGCGGAUCUUUGCCAGGUGUUUUCUCUUCGCGCGUUUAUAUACGCAGUGAAACGGACCGUGUGUGUAGUACGCGUGCCUUGUGCGUACAAGUAAGUGUGCCUUCGCGAACGUAAUUUACCGCGCCGAUUCCCCGGUUCGCGCGAGGGGGAACCAAGUGGUGGAACAAGAAGAAGAAGAAGAAGAAGAAGAAGAAGAAGAAAGUAAUAAAGGAGAAGAAGGAAGAGAGAAGAGGAGACGGAAGAGGAGAAAGGAAGAAAGAGGAGGAGUAGUUAGCCGAUAGUAGUUACACAGUUCGGCGCAGUGUUCGUUCCUCGAAGAUUAGUGGGUGAUAUCUGCCUCCUUUCUUUCUUUCUUUCUUUCUUUUUUUUUUCUUUCUCUUUCCCGCCCCCCUCCCCUCCCAACUCGAGGAUAUUUCGCGCGAUCGCGACCCUUCGCCUCGACUCCGGAAGGAUACUCCGCGGUCUCCCACGGACGGCAGGAGAGAGAGAGGGAGAAAGAGGCAAGUGAAAGAGAAAUCGUGAUAUAGACGAAGACAAGGAGAAAAAGAGGGAAGAGGAGGUGGUGGUGGCGGCGGUGGUGGUGGAAGAGAGGGAGAAAGAGAGAGAUAGAGAGAGAGAAACCCGUUAAGGCGGUACGAGUAACGUGUCGGUGGAAGUUCUUGCGAUUGAUAGAGGGACUGAGAAAGAAAGGAAGGAAGAGAGGGAGAGAGAGAGAGAGAAAGGGACGGAGCGAGGUCGACGAAGGUAAUCGCGGUGGCAUCGAGCUGCGUGCCUUCGACAAAACCGAUUAAAGACGAUCGAGGCGAAGGAUCGAUCUCCAUCUAUCGCCCUUUCGCCGACUCUCGCGGCCGAAACGACGACGACUACGACGACGCGUUCCCGGCGACGUUUCCACGGCUCCGCCACCUCGAUGCUGCCCCCUCGUAAACCGAUCCCGUGGUUCCCCAUCUUCGCUAACAAACCGUUCUGACUGCCGCCCCCCGCGCAACAACCGCCUUCCGAACCGCGCGUCCGCACGACGAAAACGAGGAGGACGACGCGUUGCGAAGAAAGAAUCAGGCCCCGUUGAUAGCCCCGCAAUAAUGCGAGACUCGAGCGGGAAACGCGGUGCAUGGACGAUAAAGGCGGGCCGGCCGGUGCAUCCUCCUCGCUGCUGCGCAUCCGUCCACGGUAUCUCGUUCAAGGCGAAAGUGGAAAUCGAGGAUGAGGUGGACUCGUAUCCAGCCAGCGAAUAAUAAUAAUAAUAAUAAUAAUAAUAAUAAUAAUAAUAACGAUAACGACAACGGUAAUAAUAAGGAUAAUAAUAAUAAUAACAAUAAGAAGAAGAAGAAGAACGACGAUAAUAUCUCGUUGCCCCGCGAUCGGCCGCGAUCCGUUUCUACGAAUCGUCGUCGAAUCAGCAACGUCCCCGACGCGUUUUGACCGGCCUUCCCCCACCCGGCCCCCGUCCCCAGGACGGAAGAAGGAAGGAAGGAAGGAAGGGAGGAGGGAAGAGAGGGAGCGAGAGCGAGCGAAAGGAGAGAUCAGUGUAGGGAGAUCGGCGAGGAAGAUCGGCGGCAGGCGGUGGGAGGAAGCGGAGCGUGGAUAGAUAAGAAGAAAGGAGGGCUCGGAAAGAGGAGUGUGGAUGAGAGCGUCAUGCCCGCUGAGAUCGACACGGGCGGGCCAAGGGUGCUGCACUGUGAUUACCGUGCCGACUGCCCGAUACAGAGGAUCGUAGUAGCUUCCGCCAUCGAGCCUUCCUCUUCCUUCCGCCCCGAGGAGAAGAGGAAACGGAAACAGCUCGUUCCAGGGGGGGCCCGGAUCGUGCCCAGAUCUUGCAACGCCCGCGAAAACCACGAGCCACGCGAUCCUCGUGAUCCUUGCUCCCCUGCCUCCUCCACCUCCUCUCCCUCCUCUCGCCCGAUCGCGUGCCACGCCGCGCUCCAAUGCGAUCCUUGCCUUCGUCGUCGUCGUCGUCGUCGUCGUCGUCGUCGUGGAAUAAUUCUCGACGACGGCGACGACGAGCGGAACCGCCGCCGUCAUCCCUCACCGUCCGACCACCACCGAUCAUCGUCACCCGAUAACGCGACCACGUCUGCGAUUCGAUGCGAGGUAUCGUCGUCGGAUCGCCGUCGCCCACUCCGUUCGUAUCAUCGUCCUCGUCGUCCUCCUCGACGGCGAGAUGCCGUCGCGUUCGAGUCCAUCCGUCGUCGAGAUCCUUCGGUAACGGGGGAGAGGAGGAGGAGGAGGAGUUCGUUGGAUCGAGGCGAAACGAAGCGGAGGAGACUCGAGGAAGAGAAGCAAGAGGAGGAGGAGAAGGAGGAAUCGAGGAUCUUGUUCUGUUCGGGGAAACGGGAAAACGAGGCGACGACGGGUCAGGGUGGUCGAUACUGGCAUCCGGAGGAGGAAGAAGAGGAAGAAGAAGAAGAAGUGGAAGUGGAAGAGGAAGAAGGAGAAGGAAGGUGGUGCUCGAAAGGACGCGAGGAGCCGGCGUGGAAGAGCAGUAGUGGUGGUUGUAGUGGUGGUGUUGGUGGUGAUGGUGGUGGUGGUGGUGGUGUGGUCGCGAACCGUGGUGCACGGUUCUCUAGUCACUGGAACGAGGCUUGGACGUACGAGGAGGAGAAGGAGGAGGUGGAGGAGGAGGAGGCGGCGAGGAACGGCACCGCGUUUCUUCCGUCCUUGGCCGAUGAAACGUGGAAGGAAGUGGAAGUCGCGACGAAUUCCUCGAGCGGUGAGUCGCGCGUCGCCAAGGUCGUGGCCGAUCCCCGCCAGACCGACUUUCCUUCGACGUUGUGGAAGCACGAGCACGGGUCCUUGACGACCACGACGACGACCACGACGACGACGACGACGAAGACGACGAAGACGAAGACGACGACGACGACGACGACGACGAGGAGCGAGCGUAGAACGAGGAAGAAGAAGAAGAAGAAGAAGAGACGCGCGUGCACCGCGGCCAACAACCGUUCCACGUACAUUCAGUUAGCGUUGCUCCUGUUCCUCGUCGCGUUCGGCCAGUGCGCACUUCGUCGAUCGGCCGGUGUGUUGAACAACAAUAAUUGCAGUGCGAGACCGAGUACGAUCGGGUUUAGUGUGUUGGCGAUCGGGACGGUUAUCAGUGCAGUGAGUGCCGCGCCCCUCGAUUUGACGGGCGACGCCGGGGUGAGGGCGGAACGAUCGGCCAAUUUGUCCCACAUCACGGGCGCCUCGAGGAAAAUCCAGAUGUAUAUCAAGAAUCGCCACUUGCAGAUCCUGCCCGAUGGCACGGUCAACGGUUCCAACGACGACACUUCGGAUUACACGAUAUUUCAACGAACAUCCGUGUCCAGGGGUCAACUGAGGAUCCAAGGUGUCGCGACUUGCCUGUACCUGUGCAUGGAUUCCUGUGGUCUUCUUUACGGCUCGCGCGAGUACACGGACGAUUGCGUGUUCAACGAGACCCUGGAGCAGCACAACUACAACACGUACAGCUCGGCGAAAUGGUCGACGGCCAAGAAAACGUUGUACCUCGGAUUGAACCGUCACGGCCAGCCGAGGAGGGUACAGGCCAAGGGUCACAAUCUCGGCAGGCUGUCCGCCUACGCGCGGGUGUUGACUCAGGUCGCGCCCCUGGACCGGGUGGAGACCCUCCAAAGGCGGAUGCUCGGCGCCCAGCACAACGUCCGCCACCGUCACAACACCCACCGCGGCGACCUCAUCCAGCAGUCCCUCUGCCCCGCCCUCCCGGCCCAGGAGAAGGACGGCCGGGACAAGUUCAGGUGUCGCAAGCGGAAAAAGAGGAAGAAGAGGAAGCGGAGGUGCAGGCCGGGCGAGAAGCCGGGCCCCCAGUGCCAGAUAGCCGAGUCGAGCAAGCCGGUCCCCCCGGCUAGGAACCAGAGCCUAGCCGCGAACGGGACGUCCCCGAUCCAGUCGAAGAGAUCGUGCGAGGGUUUGGCGAGCGAGGAGGCCUGUCGAAGGGAGGCCCUCUCGGUCCCCUCCAAGAAACGGAAGCUGCGGGUCGAGGAGAUUGCGCCCGACGGAGAAGAGGAGACAGAAGGAAGAGAAGGUGAAAGAGGAGAAGGAGGAGGAGGAGAGAGAGGAGGAAAAGGAAAAGGAGGAGGAGGGAGGAACGUCAGCGGGAGCAGCAACGGUAAGAGCAAAGCGCCAGCAUCAAACGCGAAAAAAGUAAACGCCGCUGGUAGCACGAGUAAAAAGCCUAAUUUGACGAACGGGAAGAAGAGAAAGAAGAAGGGGGCGCAGCAACCGAGGAGGAAUUCGGUGGGUCUGGGCCGGAAGAGGUCGAAGGUCGCGGCCACGACGGAGGCGACGACGAGCGCAUCGGGAACGACGAUACCUACGACCACGGUCGCGACCACGGUACCCGCCACGACCACGACCACGACGACCACGACCACGACAACGACGACGACGAGGACAACGACGACGACGACGGGCGUGGUGGCGUAGGGCGAGCAAAGGCCGAGGGAAACUCGAGGGGAGAAGAAGAUCCGCGGCCACUGGCGGGCAAAGCCGGAACUCUGCGUCCUUCGCCGUGGUGCCCCCUCAAUUCCUCCUUCUUGUUGCUCCUGGUUCGCUCGGUGUGGACCUCGCCCCGAUCCUACCACGCCGCGUGAGAUGUCGCGAAAGCGCGACGAUCCCAGGCCUAAUCGUCCCCUUCGUUCGUUCCCCGAUUUGCAUCGCGAUACCACGCCACUACCUUCUUCUCCUCCUCGGCCUGCCCUUCGUCCAACUAGUCUCAUCACCUCGACGCUCCUCCUCGUCGACCAUUGUGUCUCUCCUCGUUGAUCCCCUUUCGUUCCCAUCCGACGAUAGCCAUCUCGUCGCGUAUCUUCUUACCGCGAGUCAUCUCUUCGCCGCGUCUUAAUUAGGACCCGUAUACCUAGUUGGUCGGUAACGAGCAGGGUGUGAAGGCAGUGUUUUAUAUAUAUGUAUGUAAAUAUGUAUAUAUAUAUAUAUAUAGCGAUUCAACCUCGAUCUUAAUCGUUAGAGUUACAAUUACAAUUUUACCGAUAUCUCUUAGUUAGAUGAUAAUCGCUUUCGGACGAGGCUUUCGUCUUACGGAGCUUAAAAAACCUCCAUCGGAUAAGAGAUACGGAAUUACCCGUGCAAUCCAUAAAAUCCGCUUCUUUUACACCCUGCACGCUCAGGUCGUGUUCCACGGUUAACGAAGGAGAAGGAGAAAGAGAGAGAGAGACAAGGAGCCGCUGUUUACGAGAAAACGUGCACGAAUGUUUAUAUAUUAUUAGCCAAUACUGAAAAUGAGAGAGGAGGAGGAGGGGGAGAGAUGUAAGGAAAAACAAGUGGGACGCGAGGCAUUUAUUCGCUGUAUACGAGGCGUGUCGCGAUAACGAGCGCGCGUUUCAUCGAUUAGCGUAAUUGUGAUCGAGGGAGUAUUAUAUACGAAAAAGGGAUAAUUUCGCUCGUCGGGAAAAGAGAGAACGGAAAUCGCAUCCCCGGAUCGCAGGAAUUGGAUCGCAAAUUCUAUUCGUUUCCUCGCGGCUUAUCGUAGAAAAAUCGUGUCUCGAUCGAGCCACGCGGAGGAGGAAUCCCAUCAAGUUCGCCGUUAAGAGAAUAAUCAAUGCCCCGCACGCUUAAUUAGAUCAUCCACUAUAUAUAUUAUGUGUAUAUGUAUAUAUAUAUACGUAUAUAUAUAUUUAUACACACACGCUCGAUCUUCUCUCCGUAACGAAGGAGACGUUUCUCGUUUUCUCUCGAGAUUAAGAGAAACGAGAGUUUUCGUGCUCGUUACUGCGUCCACGUUUCCCUCUCCUAUCCCAUAAUCGAGAGCUUCUUUCCGUUAUACACACGCGGCUCCUUUCUUCCUUCCUUUCUUCCCGACGUGUCAUCCGUCCGGGAUGAAUGGUUCGUUCGUUCGUUCCUUCGAUCCAGUCGCGUGCCUUUCUUUUCUUUUUUUUUCCUUUUUUCGUUUUCUUUCCUCUCUCUGUUUACCGCGAUUAGCGGGAAAACGACUUUGAACCGAGAAGAAUCGGGUUUGCGGUUUCCCUUCUUCCUGUUCGAGUUACCAGUUUCACGGAGGAAUGGAUUCACGAUUUUACACGGGAAUGCGUGUAUGGGAGGCGUGAAAAAGCAGGAGGUUUCGAUCGAGUUGGGCAACGUCUUCAUUCCCUCCUCGAUUCGAGAAGGAUUUGUUGCACGGCCGGGAUCGGGGCGAGGGAACGGCGACGCGCACGCAACGAACGUCACGCACGAAUGUACGCGCCGUUAAUCGCAACGAUGAUUGCCACGUACACGCAAAUUAUUCACAAUGAUUCGCGGUGGGACGGCUGGAUCGAGGAAGGAUCGGCCGAGGGCGAUCGCGUGUCUCCUCCUCCUCUCCACCAGUUCCCACACGCGUCCGACUACUCUCGCGCAUUCCGACUACUGCUUCCGACCGAUUCUUCGUCCUUUCCUCCUCCCCCCCUCUCUCGUCGCGCUCGAAAAUCGGAAUCAAGGAUAGAGAACAAGGGCAAGAGUUGGACGACGAUGGAGAGGGAUGGACGAGAAUUGGGGCAACGAUCUCCCUCAAGGAGACUCGCGAAGAUUCGUGUUUUCGUAACUAAUUCGUUCUUCGUCGCACGAUUCGGUUCAAUAUUCACGAUGACUCACGGUACGUUUCGAUCGCAGUGUUGCCGAUCCAGCUGGACAAAAGUCUGUGGCGCCGGUGAUAAAUGAUAAAUCGCGUGGCUGAAAUUUCCGCUUCCUUGUCUUCUUCUCGCCGUUUCGACGAUUACGAAAACGUAGUUCGAUCUCGACUAAACAGUCGAUGGAAGAAUUUCUUGUUCUGAAUUGAAAGCGAGGCUUUUUCGCCGAAUGUUUUUUCCUUCGAAUGUACUCACUGAAACUUCAACCGAAACUCGAGUAAUCAGAUUCUCUUCGUCUCGAAUUUUGUCCAGCUCGAUUAGCAAAUCUUGACAUUGCGCAACGUCCCUCGACGAGAAGACGGCGGCUCGACCGGCUUGGCCGACACGCAUCGGGAGACCACCAGGAGGAGGGAGAGGAGGAGGAGAAGGAGGAGGAGGAGGAGGAGGAGGAGAAGGAGGACGUUAUCGAUAGCGUAGAGCGAGAAAUGACAUAAUUUUGUAUCUCUGGAUCGAUCCCGACAAUACUCACUCUUCUUCGCUCUUCGUUUUAUAUAUAUAUAUUUCUUUUUUUCUCUCGACGUGUAAAAAAUCGAUCAGACACGCGCGAAAGCGAAAUUCACGUGUCGCGUGUUCCUUUCUCUGGAGUAAAAGAAAAAGAAAAAAAAAAGAAAGAAAAGAGAAAAAAAACCCAUCGGCGUUUCCCGAAAACUUGGACACUUUGCACCCGAUUGCCAUCCAUCCGAAUGGAUUCGAUUGUUCUCGGUACGCCGCCGUCUUGCGUGCGUAAAAAAUUGUAAAAAAGAAUAUGUAAAAAUGUUUGGCGAGACGAUUAGACUGUUUCUUUCCUUCCUUGCGAAGAAAAACCGCGCGCGAACGAACGAACGAGGAAAUAAUUGUAAAUCCCAAUCUCCAAGAAGGGAAAGCGGUCUCGAACGGGAGGAGGGAUAAUUCUUCUUUUUUUUUUUUUUUUUUUUUCUUUUUUGGUACGGUUCGUGUAAAGAGAGAUUUAAAGUAUUAAAUUACCGAGAAAGAGAAAAGUAUUAAAACCCGUUAUAUAGAGAAUAUUUUACUCGUUAAACGUUAACGUUAAAAAAAAAAUCGAGCGUUCGUUCUUAAACGUAUCGGGCCGAAGCCCGGCUGCCAAAAAUUUAUCACUAUGCGCUACCCCGAUCGAUAGAACUUAAAGAAUAACGAGAGAGGCGUUGUGCGUUUCUUUUUUUUUUUUUCUCGCAGCUACACGCAGUGAAG